Chrysochloris asiatica (Cape golden mole) is the source of this 459-nucleotide messenger RNA. RefSeq names its product mal, T-cell differentiation protein-like (gene MALL). The transcript is spliced from 4 exons. Gene Ontology annotation, cellular component: membrane. Gene Ontology annotation, molecular function: structural constituent of myelin sheath. Bases 1 to 459 code for a protein of 152 amino acids. The record is from RefSeq and is a predicted model, not a curated record. Lineage: Eukaryota; Metazoa; Chordata; Mammalia; Afrosoricida; Chrysochloridae. Gene Ontology annotation, biological process: myelination.
AUGGCCUCCCGGGAGCCGCCGGCCACCAGCAUCGCCCCGCCCGACGUACCCUCAGGGCUCUCGCUGUUUCUCACCAUCCCCUUCGCCUUCUUUCUGCCUGAGNAGAUAUUUGGGUGCUGGGUCUGGAUCCUGGUAGCCGCCACCCAGGUAGCAAACCCACUGCUGCAAGGAUGGGUGCUAUAUGUCUCACUCACCUCGUUCUUCAUCUCCCUGAUGUUCCUGCUUUCUUACUUGUUUGGAUUUUACAAAAAAUAUGAUUCCUGGAGAGUCCUGGACAGUCUGUAUGAAGGGGCCACCGGCAUCCUGUACAUGAGUGCUGCUGUCUUGCAAGCCCACGCCACCAUCGUGUCUGAGUUCAAAGGCCAGAACAACUACUACAUAAACACAGCAGCUACGUUCUUUGCCUUUAUCACCACCUUGUUCUACAUUCUCCAUGCCUUCAGCAUCUAUUACCACUGA